AUGGUUGGUGAGGCAGUCAGGAAUGGGCGUAUUUCUCCCUUGGUGGUUAGUCGAGACAGUGUGGAGCUAUCACAUAUUCAGUUUGCUGAUGACACUAUUCUGUUUUGCCCGCCAGAAGAAGAGACUAUGAAGAAUUACAAGCGGCUGCUGCGGUGGUUUGAGUUGAUGUCCAGGCUUAGUAUUAAUUUUGAUAAGUCCAGCUUGAUUCCUGUCAAUUAUGAUAAGCAGUGGGUACAACGCAUAUGUAGACUGUGGGGCUGUAAGGAAGGUACCCUCCCAGUUAAAUACCUUGGAAUCUCUCUAGGAGCAAAUCCGAGGUUGGUCAACACCUGGAAGCCUAUUAUCGACGAAGUGGAAGAGAAACUGGGCCUUUGGAAAGCUAAGGUGCUAAACAAAGCUGGGAAGUUGGUGUUCAUCAAAUCAGUUCUAAAUAGCUUGCCAGUGUAUUAUUUGAGCUUGUAUAAGAUGCCGAAGGCUGUUGCUGAGAAAUUGAUUUCCUUACAAAGAAGUUUUCUAUGGAGCAAGGAGGAUGGGAGGAAUGGUAUGGCUUUGGUGAGAUGGGAUUUGGUGCAGGCCCCAAAGAAAUUAGGUGGAUUGGGAGUUGGAGAUGCUAUGGUGCUGCAAGAAGGAAUACUAGCAGAGGAUAUAACCAGUUAUAGCUUCACUCAGACCAUCUAG
This is a messenger RNA of Arachis ipaensis, 678 nucleotides long. The record is from RefSeq and is a predicted model, not a curated record. NCBI's taxonomy places the organism in Eukaryota, Viridiplantae, Streptophyta, Magnoliopsida, Fabales, Fabaceae.